This is a messenger RNA of Oncorhynchus tshawytscha (Chinook salmon), 999 nucleotides long. RefSeq names its product adhesion G-protein coupled receptor G2-like. Gene Ontology annotation, molecular function: G protein-coupled receptor activity. Bases 1 to 984 code for a protein of 327 amino acids. Gene Ontology annotation, biological process: adenylate cyclase-activating G protein-coupled receptor signaling pathway. NCBI's taxonomy places the organism in Eukaryota, Metazoa, Chordata, Actinopteri, Salmoniformes, Salmonidae. The transcript has 7 exons. The record is from RefSeq and is a predicted model, not a curated record.
AUGGCAACAACUUGGAUCUACUAUGAGCAUGAUAAGGAUGUGACAGUUUUCAUUUGUAUGUGUUGGUGUGAUGGUUGUGUGUUGUGUUUCCUUUCAGUACUGACCUGUGACCAGGUCAAAGCAGAUCAGACUCCUGAACAGACUGUCCCAGGUUUAGCUGGUCUCCUGUCUCUGAUGAGGAAAAGCUGUCUGGCAUUAAGUAACUCUGGGGAAGCAGCCGGAGGGAGACUGACUGGAGAGGUGUUACUGGAGAAUGUCUUGACAGAGAUAGACAGUCUCCUGUCUCAAGGUAUCCUAAGCAACAGCCGGGAGGUGAGUAGGUUGCUAGGCGUCGUGGAGGACACCUUGAUGCUCAUCGGGCCACAGCUCAGAGACACCCACACCACCAUGGAAACAGACCACACAGCUACUGAGCUUGCAGUGAGGAGGGGACAGACUCCGCCCAUUGGGCCAAUCAGCCUGGCCAAUGACAACGUGCGACUGGACACCAGCUGGGAGACAGCCACUGGCAACGGGACGUACCCAGGUUUCACUCUGGCUGGGUUGGUGUGUUACAAGACAGUGGAGAGAUCUGUCAACAACUCCUUCCAGUACCUCACUGACACAGACACAGACACAGCAACCGCCACAGCAUCAAAGCCUAACUACCAGAUCAGUUCCAAGGUGGUAACAGCCUUUGUCAGUAACCCAGCAACAGAACACCUCACCCAGCCUGUCAUCCUCACCUUCAAACAUCUACAGGUGAGGGCGGAGUCAGCGGAGAUGAACUAUACCUGUGUGUUCUGGUCGGAGGGGCGUGUCCAUGAAGAGGGAGGGGCGUGGUCAAGGAGUGGCUGUACCAAAGUCACGUCUAACGCUACACACACCGUGUGUUCCUGUUCCCACCUUAGCAGCUUUGCUGUUCUCAUGGCCCUCUACCCUGUACAGGUAUACACACACACACACACACACACACACACACACACACACACACACACACGGUGAUGUCAAUAUAAUGCU